UGGAUUUUUUCCCCUCUAACCUGGGCAGCAGCAUUAGGAAGUUCUCAGAGGGCACAGAGGUUACCAGGGGGGUGGGGGGAAAGUAACAUUUUGUAUCUUUGUAUUCCGGUGGGGGAAUUUAAAACUCCCUUUAACCUUCGUUUAUAUUACUUCCUUUGGAAUUCUGGAUAUACAGCUGAGAAGCAUCUGAAAUUUGAUCUAGAACCCUGUUAAAACAAACUGAACAUUGUGACCUGCUUUGGGUGAUGCCAGAAAAAGAUCUUUCGACAAAGCAUGUAGGGAUGGAAACUUUGGGUAGCACUGGCAGUUGUGACAGUAUGGAGAGUAUCUCUUCCAACCACUCUGCUUUGAGUGGGGAUAGCUAUGAUUACUUGUCUGCAGAAGAGCGAGAAUGUUUGAUGUUUUUGGAAGAAACAAUAGAUUCUUUGGAUAAUGAUGUAGACAGCGGACUGUCAAACGAUGAAUUGGAGUCUGCUCAGACAAUUCCCAGUCCGCCUCCUGUGGAACCUGUAAAAAUUUCCCCUCCUCAUGGUGAUAAGGAAACCUUACCAAAAAGCACAAAAAUAGAGGAGAAAAAAGGUGAUCGUGUGUCUGUAGAUUUAAAUAAAAUCAUCCCACCUAGGCAAGGAUACCACAGCUUCCCAAGAAUCAUUCAGCCACUGAAGGAGGAUGUUUCAAAGUAUUCAGCUGAAUCUGUGCUGACAGGACCCAAUCUAGAUCAGGAGAAAUCUCUUUAUGGUAAACCAAGAAGUUUGACUUCUGUUAGUCAACGAGAUAAAGAAGAUUCCAUUUCAGAUCUCCUCUUAUUGCCACCACCUGAGCCAUUCAGAGAUCCUCAGUUUGUUGAUAAGAGGCGUUCUGUUACUGAUCCAACAGAUGCUCGUGAAGCACGGUAUGAAAGAUUUUUUCCAAAAUUGUCAGUAACUUCUGGACAUAAAGAGGCCCCACCUGCUGUUGGGUAUUCUAAUACCAAAGUAACACCACCAGUAUUUCCAAAACCUUUGUCUUCAAAUCCAUUGAUUGCUCACUCACAGGAAGCACUCAAUGCUUCUUUAGAAAAAAAUGGUGAUGGACAAUUCAAGCAGGGCCCGCCCACAGCACCCAAGCCUCGCAAACUGCCACCACAUAUAGUUAUAAAACCUAGUACUGGAGGUGGGGUGGCACAAAAUCUUGAGCCGCAACAGAGGCCAAGAACCUUUUCAGCACAUGAAAGGAAUAUGGACAAAAGUGGGGAGUCCAUCCAUACAAAGAUUCCACAUUCUAAGGAGCAAGAAGGGGCACGACGGGAAGCUUUAAAGAAGCUGGGUUUGUUGCAAGAAAAGGAAAGUACUAAUGAUAAUGCCGCUAGUAAAUUACAUGUGCCAACCAAAACCAAAGAGAUUUCAGUUUCUCAGGGACUGAUGUCGCAUGGUCACAAAGAUACAUAUGGAAAGAGUGUAAACCUCAAUCAACAAGAAAAACCUAAUAUACUCGGAACAAGCCCUGUGCAAUCAUCAGCUCUUUCUGCUCAGAUUGGACAUGACAAUGUUGCUGUGAAGGAAGAUUUGGGUAAAAGAAGAUUAAGUGGAAAAUCUAACUCCUUGGAGAAGGCAGAUGAGCUUGGGGUUAGUGCUUCCAUAAAUGAAGGCUCUCCCAGUAGUGUAAGAAAUAAUGAAAUAAGUAGAAACAAAUUUAGUGUGAAAAUGGUUCCCCAGGUAAAGGUAGAUGAUAAUGUGGAUGGACCUGCCCAUCUUCCUAAAGAAGUUCUUAGAAAAAAUGAUGGGUCUUUCAAGAAUGGAAAAGUGAACAUAAAUAUAAGCUCAUCUACUCUGAAAUCAAAUAUCCAAGAGAAAGCAAAUGAAGGGCAGCAAGUGCCCCAUAUUUCUGCAACUACACCUGAGCUUCAAGCCAAACCUGACAAACUUUCAGAUAAGAAAAUCAAAGAGGGUUCUUUGGAAAAUGUACACUUAAUGAGUACCAGUCCUGGCAAAACAUUUAGUUUUCCAAGGCCGAAAGAAAUAUCAAUUUCCUCCACCAGUCCUAAAGUUGUAUUAAGAGAAGGAAAAAGUAAAACACCUGAUAAAAACAGACACAGCACUCAUUUUGAGCCUUCUGGUGAACAAGUCCUAAGGUUUCCUCAAAGCUCAGUGCCUGGCCUAAGGCAAAUUAAUAUUAAAUCAAAUACAUUGGAGCGUUCAGGUAUUGGUCUCAGCAGCUCCAUUCCAAAUACUGAUGGCCAGGUUCAAAAAGGAGGCAACUCUUUCUUCAAAAAACCACUUUUCUCUGGCAACUUCUUGCGGAAUUCCAGGCCUCGUCCUGCUUCCUUAGGCACUGGGAAAGACUUUAUUGGAAUGGAACCCCCUCCAACAGAGGCAGAAGUUACAGAGGGCCGUCGUCACUUAUUUUCCAGGCGCUCUAACCCUGCUGCUCCUGUCACCACUGUCAAGAUUACUCCUAAGGGAUCUGCUGAUGAACACCAUAAGGAAGCUUUAAAAAAACUUGGUAUUCUUAAGGAAUAGGAUCUGUGGUCAUGUAAAAACCUCCUGUUGCAUUGGAAUGUUUGCCGGAAAGGCUACAUUGACAGUGUUUUUCUUUUUUUUAAUUUAAAUAGCACUUUUGUUCUGAAUGUGAAUAGUGGGUGAUUGCACUGACAGAAUCACUGGACUCAUUUUGACUCUGUGCAGCACAGGUUUAAUUCAGGCGUUAUUGCCUUACCUUUUAUGAUGUAGUGUAAGCCAAUUGCUAAAGAAAAUUAGCAAUUUCACAAGCUCGUUUUUGUCAUUCUGAAACUGUAUGCUGCCCCUUUUUAUAUAUUAAAGCUGCAAAAUAUCUUAUGUGUAUAUAUCUUUAAGUGUUUAAAAUGGGUUUCAAUUGAAAUAGUUUAGAUAUUACAAUACUUUGAAUAUAUUAUUAAUUAUAAUUUUUAACCUUUAUGCUUUCUUGGAAGGUCUUUUGUUUUUGACUCUCUUUCCCGCAAAUACUCUAUAGCCAUACCAAGUGCAGUACUGUACCACCAGUCAUAAGUCAACUUUUACUAUGCCACACCUGGGAACAAAUCUUGGCAAAACAAGUUUCCCUAAAAACAAUGCAUUGUAAAAGUCAUUAAAAAAAUAUAUAUCAAUUUAUAUGCUCCAACUCUUCUUAAUAAUCUUACAUGAACUUUACUACUUUGUAUUUCCAUAUGUGCUAUGCACUGUGAAUUUUAACACUGCUCUAUUAUACAAUUUGCCAUUUACUACGUUUAUUUAUAAAUCUCUUUUACAGUUGGAAUCUUCUGCUGUAGACUAUCAUAAUCUCUAUCUGGAGGAAUAGUUUGGGUUGUUGUGCUUAGAUGUACUUCUUCUGUAUGUAAAUGAAUGUAUAAAGGCUGUUUAACCUAUUUGCUGCUGCCAAAAUGAUUUUGAGAGAGAUUGUAUGUGAACAAGGCAAAUAUCACCCCCAUCACAAACAAAUUUAACAUACAAACCACUAGCACUAUCCUAUUCUGGAGGUUUCUGUUUUGAGACUUUAUGGACUUUUAGCUCUUGAAAAUCCUCUCUAAAUGUAUAUUUUUAAUUGAUUUUACCAGGUUUCAGGAGCAAACUUAUCUUUUAUGGUGUAUGUAAUCCAUUUAGUGUAACUUUGUAGACUUGUUUUGUCAUUUAUUUGUUUUCUGAUCCCCUGAAUCUAAAUGUAAAUUACUCAUGCCAAUAAAACCUUUUAAUUAACAUA
Pelobates fuscus (common spadefoot toad) is the source of this 3690-nucleotide messenger RNA. RefSeq names its product chromosome 1 C1orf116 homolog (gene C1H1orf116). Gene Ontology annotation, cellular component: cytoplasm. The transcript has 4 exons. The record is from RefSeq and is a predicted model, not a curated record. Lineage: Eukaryota; Metazoa; Chordata; Amphibia; Anura; Pelobatidae. Bases 246 to 2498 code for a protein of 750 amino acids.